Molecule: messenger RNA, 3441 nt
Organism: Zalophus californianus (California sea lion)
Lineage: Eukaryota; Metazoa; Chordata; Mammalia; Carnivora; Otariidae
Gene: ANKRD52
Product: ankyrin repeat domain 52
Exons: 28
Coding region: 100-3279 (1059 amino acids)
Molecular function (GO): protein binding
Source: RefSeq, a predicted model, not a curated record
AGCCGCCGCCGCAGCCGCCGCCUGGGCCGCCCCGUGUCCCCGGUGGAGCCGCCGCCGCCGCCGCCGGGAGCUCGAUGCGGACGGAGCCCGGGCCGGGCCAUGGGGAUCCUCAGCAUCACGGACCAGCCGCCCCUGGUCCAGGCCAUCUUUAGCCGAGAUGUGGAGGAAGUGCGUUCCCUCCUCUCACAGAAGGAGAACAUCAAUGUACUGGACCAAGAGAGGCGGACCCCAUUGCAUGCUGCUGCCUACGUAGGUGAUGUCCCCAUCCUCCAGUUGCUACUGAUGUCAGGUGCUAAUGUCAAUGCUAAGGACACACUGUGGCUGACCCCUCUUCAUCGCGCUGCUGCUUCCCGAAAUGAGAAGGUGCUGGGACUGCUGCUGGCACAUUCAGCAGAUGUGAAUGCCCGGGACAAGCUGUGGCAGACCCCACUGCACGUGGCUGCCGCCAACCGGGCCACCAAGUGUGCUGAGGCUCUGGCACCCCUGUUGAGUAGCCUCAACGUGGCUGACAGGAGUGGGCGCAGUGCCCUGCACCACGCAGUGCAUAGUGGGCAUCUAGAGACGGUGAACCUGCUCCUGAACAAGGGAGCCAGCCUGAAUGUCUGUGACAAAAAGGAGCGGCAGCCUCUGCACUGGGCAGCUUUUCUAGGGCAUUUGGAGGUCCUAAAACUGCUGGUGGCACGGGGCGCGGACCUCGGCUGCAAGGACCGCAAAGGCUACGGGCUACUCCAUACAGCGGCUGCCAGUGGUCAGAUUGAAGUGGUGAAGUACCUGCUCCGGAUGGGGGCUGAGAUCGACGAGCCCAACGCUUUUGGAAACACAGCUUUGCACAUCGCCUGCUACCUGGGCCAGGAUGCUGUGGCUAUUGAGCUGGUGAAUGCAGGAGCCAAUGUCAACCAGCCGAAUGACAAGGGCUUCACGCCACUGCAUGUGGCUGCAGUCUCCACCAACGGCGCUCUCUGCUUGGAGCUGUUGGUCAAUAAUGGGGCCGAUGUCAACUACCAGAGCAAGGAAGGGAAAAGUCCUCUGCACAUGGCUGCCAUCCAUGGUCGUUUCACCCGCUCCCAGAUCCUCAUCCAGAAUGGCAGCGAGAUCGAUUGUGCUGACAAAUUUGGGAACACGCCACUGCACGUGGCUGCUCGCUACGGACACGAGCUGCUCAUCAGCACCCUCAUGACCAAUGGCGCGGAUACCGCCCGGCGCGGCAUUCACGACAUGUUCCCUCUGCACUUAGCUGUUCUCUUUGGAUUCUCUGACUGUUGUCGUAAGCUUCUUUCCUCAGGUCAGCUGUACAGCAUUGUGUCCUCACUCAGCAAUGAGCACGUGCUUUCCGCUGGGUUUGACAUCAACACGCCUGACAACCUUGGCCGCACCUGUCUUCAUGCUGCUGCUUCUGGAGGGAACGUUGAAUGUCUUAAUUUGCUGUUGAGCAGUGGAGCUGACUUGAGGAGGAGAGACAAGUUUGGAAGGACUGCGCUGCACUAUGCAGCCGCCAACGGCAGCUACCAGUGUGCGGUCACGCUGGUGACGGCGGGCGCGGGCGUCAACGAGGCCGACUGCAAAGGCUGCUCUCCCCUGCACUACGCCGCUGCCUCUGACACCUACAGGAGAGCGGAACCCCACUCACCUUCCAGCCACGACGCUGAAGAGGACGAGCCACUGAAGGAGUCCCGCAGGAAGGAGGCCUUCUUCUGUCUGGAGUUCUUACUGGAUAACGGUGCAGACCCCUCCCUGCGGGACAGGCAGGGCUACACAGCUGUGCACUAUGCAGCCGCCUACGGCAACAGACAGAACCUCGAACUGCUCUUAGAAAUGUCCUUUAACUGCCUGGAGGAUGUGGAGAGCACCAUUCCAGUCAGCCCUUUGCACUUAGCUGCCUACAACGGUCACUGUGAAGCCCUGAAGACACUGGCCGAGACGCUGGUGAAUCUGGAUGUAAGGGACCACAAGGGCCGGACCGCGCUCUUCCUGGCCACUGAGCGAGGCUCUACUGAGUGUGUGGAGGUACUUACGGCCCAUGGCGCCUCUGCACUCAUCAAGGAGCGCAAACGCAAGUGGACCCCCCUGCACGCUGCUGCUGCCUCUGGCCACACUGAUUCCCUGCACUUGCUGAUCGACAGUGGGGAACGAGCUGACAUCACAGAUGUCAUGGAUGCCUAUGGACAAACCCCACUGAUGCUGGCCAUCAUGAAUGGCCACGUGGAUUGUGUCCAUCUGCUGCUAGAGAAAGGAUCCACAGCUGAUGCUGCUGACCUCCGGGGCCGCACUGCCCUCCACCGUGGGGCAGUGACUGGCUGCGAGGACUGCCUGGCCGCCCUGCUGGACCACGACGCAUUUGUGCUGUGCCGAGACUUCAAGGGCCGCACCCCCAUUCACCUGGCCUCCGCCUGCGGCCACACUGCUGUGCUGCGGACACUGCUGCAGGCUGCCCUCUCCACAGACCCCCUGGAUGCUGGCGUGGAUUACAGUGGAUACUCGCCCAUGCACUGGGCCUCCUACACUGGACAUGAAGAUUGUCUGGAGUUGUUACUUGAACACAGCCCGUUUUCAUACCUGGAGGGAAACCCCUUCACUCCUUUGCACUGUGCAGUAAUUAAUAACCAGGACAGCACCACAGAGAUGCUGCUGGGAGCUCUGGGUGCCAAGAUUGUGAACAGCCGAGAUGCCAAAGGACGGACCCCUCUUCACGCCGCUGCCUUCGCGGACAACAUAUCUGGGCUCCGGAUGCUGCUGCAGCAUCAAGCCGAGGUGAACGCCACGGACCACACUGGCCGCACCGCGCUCAUGACGGCGGCUGAGAACGGCCAGACCGCUGCUGUGGAAUUUCUGCUGUAUCGAGGGAAGGCAGACCUUACUGUGCUGGAUGAGAACAAGAACACUGCCCUCCACUUGGCUUGUAGCAAGCCUGUCUGCUUCCACUCCAUCUCUGUUCCUCUCCCUCAGGGCCAUGAGAAAUGUGCCCUCAUGAUCCUGGCAGAAACCCAAGACCUUGGCCUUAUCAAUGCUACCAACAGUGCGCUGCAGAUGCCACUCCACAUUGCUGCCCGGAACGGUCUAGCUUCUGUGGUGCAGGCCCUGCUGAGUCGUGGGGCCACAGUGCUGGCUGUGGAUGAAGAAGGGGAACUCUUCAGAGCAGAGACCCAAUACCAAUACGCUAGAGUCUCUGAGGGCAGUCUGACAGAACUAGCCGGAGCCAGCAGGCUCCUCAGGAAGACCUCCCACACACCUCAGCCUCCCAUCCUGUGUCCCCUGUGCUCCGCCCUUUACCCCACACUCUGACAGUCUGCCUGUCACACACACACACACACCCUCCCCCCGCCGCCCGCCCCGCUGGGCCCUCAUCAUCCUUGAAUUCUGACGGUGCUGGGUGCUUGCCUGCCUCGGCUCCCCUCCUCAGAUGAGAGCUCAGGGCCUGGGGGAAGGUGGGUAGGGACCUGGGGA